Molecule: messenger RNA, 357 nt
Organism: Aspergillus novofumigatus IBT 16806
Lineage: Eukaryota; Fungi; Ascomycota; Eurotiomycetes; Eurotiales; Aspergillaceae
Exons: 1
Coding region: 40-315 (91 amino acids)
Source: RefSeq, a predicted model, not a curated record
UCUGGGUGCUUGCUAGAUCCUCACUGUUCUCAGAGUGGAAUGAGAACUCUUUUCUUUCUCAUUUCCAACAUCAGCCUUCCACUUAAUCAAACUCACUGUGAAAUUCAAUCCCUGCCCCCCAUCAAACCCCUCAGCUAUGCACUUUUCCCAAGCAAGGUGGCUCAGAUUACUGGGCGCCAUGUCACCACUGCGCGCGCGGUUAAAGUGGACUUGGUCUUCCCUUGCAAUGAAACAUAUUCACCAGCUGAAUGGUUCCCUAUUGUAUUUGCUGUGCAGAACCUACAGAGUGCAGAACUCCUCAACCCUCACAAAUGAGGGGUAAUCUUGGGAGUGUGAAUUCGAUGCAGAUGCUCAGCU